AUGGCCUUCCACUGUGCACUGGCUCUUUCUGUCGGCGGUCGCAACCGGGUCCACUUGCUCUCGGGUGAGGCAGACUACUUUACGGCGCUCAUGCAUGUGGUGGACAAUGAGUACCACAAUGGGCUUGUCCCGACCUACGUCGACAAUGAGGGUGAAACCAUCACCAUAAGGUCACAGCCUGAGCUGGUCACCGCGCUGUGGACAGGGAGUGGAGGUAUGCUUUCGCUGACACUGCUGCCGGACAAUCGCGGACAGGGUCUGUCGGCCUCGCUCGCCACCCGGGCACGCAACGCCGCGGCUCGGCUGUUCAACCAGGCUGUCCGUGGCGAGAAACAGAUUACCGGCUACGUCCAGGCGGCGGCUGAAGCCAAUGGCGGAGUCAUGGUCGGGCUGGAGCACAGGUUCAAGACCCGUCACUCGAUGGAGCGCAAGUUGCGGGACAAGGCUGCAGCCUUGGCCGAUGACGAUGAGGACGCGCUCUGCGCCUCGAUCAAGGACGCACUGCGGUACACCAUCCAGUUUGAGACCGAGAUGUACUCGAGUGGAGUGGAGAUGGUGCGUCAGGCGCUUAUGCAGGCUGACUUUUAUGACCCCGAGGCCAAUCCGUCCCAAGGUCGCUUCGAGUUUGUCGAGGAGAAGAACUACUGGAUUACCGACGCCCGCAAGGAUGUCUACGCCGCAUUCGACCCAUCGAUGCUGGCUAAUGUCCAGUCGAGCUUUGACAGCGACGUGGGCGGGCAAAAGUACUCGGACGAGGUUUCUGUCAUUCUCUCGGGCAGCGACUACACCAAGCGGAGCGUGACGAGGACGGUCUACUCGAUGACCUCGCGCAACGCUGUCCGGCGUGGUGACGAGUACCAGGGCAUCAACACCGUCAUCCGGAACUCAAACACCGGCAUGCUGUGGGAGCUCCAGUUCCACACCCGCGAGUCGCUCGAAGUCAAGCACGCCUCGCACAAGGUGUACUCCAAGUUUCGGAUCGCCAAGGAUCCGCUGGCCAAGCACACCAUGAUGAGCGAGAUGAUGGAGUUGUGGGACUCUGUUCCGCGCCCGUUGAGAGUCGACCGCAUCGGCAAGAAGGUCGGCUUGCUCGCACCCAAGGGCGAGCUCGAGCCUAUUCCGCCUGAGCAGGAGGAGGAGUACAACCAGGCGCGAAUUAGCAAGCGCCACGCACUCUACCUUGCCCGCUCCAUCCGCGCUCGCUGGACUGUGUUGGAUGGACCCGAGCCCGCCAUCACUGACGUCAUCGAAGAGCUUGCCGCAACCUUUCAUGAGUGCGUGCAGCUCUUUGACCUCACGGAGCGGCUCAUGCCCAAGUAUCCGCUGCGGGCCCGGAUUUCCGAGAUCGCCGAGGUCAUGGCGUGUCCGCUAGAGGAAGCCGCAGCCCGGGUGACCGACGCGCUGCUGUACAACGUCGUCGUCAGGCCGGAAAAGCUGCUGGAAGUUGCCCGGGAAUGGGUGCUGAUUAUGGCCCGCAGCAACGAUCUGGCACUGUUCCUCGUCGCCGCAACCAACGAGUGGCCUCACUCGCGCGGGCUGACGACCUGCUGGCGCGUCGCUGGGCAUGACCAAGUUUUUACCGUCCGCUUCCACACUGCCGAGUCGCACAAGCUGACCAAGUUUGUGGCGCUGCAUGGUGACGCCUGUGAGCCCGAUGGCAAACCCGAGACUGCCGACCAUAACGCUGAGCUGGAGGAUCACGUCAAGCAAGUCGAUGUCCUGCCCGACUUUCUUACCUUUGAUCCCAGGUGCGAGUUUGCAGCACUGCUUGCGGCAGCUGGUGCGGCGAGCCACGGGCAGUAGUGUUGGGCUACUCGCUGCGGUCGAUUAAGAGCGACGACCACGAGAUCAGAAGCUCGAUAUCACGUUCGAUUGGUGUCACGGUCCGCUCCAAGUAGUGCGAGGCGUAGGAGUACUCGCCGAGCGGCGGAGCAGGUGCCGAGUCUGGCUCAUCCAGCUCCGCUGUCUCUGCAGACGAGGCAUCGGUACCUGAGGACGACGAUGAAUACG
Thecamonas trahens ATCC 50062 is the source of this 2010-nucleotide messenger RNA. RefSeq lists its product as uncharacterized. The coding region runs from base 1 to 1803 and encodes 600 amino acids. The transcript is spliced from 2 exons. The record is from RefSeq and is a predicted model, not a curated record. Lineage: Eukaryota; Apusomonadida; Apusomonadidae.